AUACAUUUAUGCGGCUAGUGUCAUAAGUCUCUAUGAGAUAAAGAAUGGAUCGUCUUCCAUUCGUUCAAUUCUCGUUCCUAUCUCAGUUGUUCAGUGUAACCAGCUCUUGACUGCUAUCCUGUUCAGAUAUUGAAAUCUAUAGCACCAAUUCCACAUAAGUCGCAUUUUACUGUGGUUAUGUGUUAAUUAUUACAACAUCAACUUAAAAUUUAGUUGACUGCCUUAGUUGAUGAACUAGAAGCAGAUAUUUUAGGGAGACACAAUAAUGUGAUGCAGACAUUUGAAAAAGACAUUUAUGUUGGAUAUUUAACAUGAAUUUAUUUUACUACUUCUGUACUGGCUUUUCGGUGAGACUUGCGGACUUCACAUUUAAUGGUUUACACAUUAGUUGAAGUAUUGUUCUUGCAAAAGAAUUUGAUAUAAUUCUGUUAAAUCCUCAAAGUUGGUCAGUUUUACUGCUGUUGGUCGAGUUUUCUUCGUUUUGCUACGCUUGAAGGGUUGUGUUUGUCUGGUCUGCCAGAAAUCUCGUCUCUGUCGUCUGCUGACGCCGGCUUCGGGCUGCUGCCGCUCAGACCACUACACAGCAAGCGCACUAUGCUUCCAUCAUCAUGCAUCCGCCCUCCCCUCCCCGUCUGUGAGGGUGGGGGAAACCGAAUCUGUUUCUGUUGCUGGCGUGCGGGCGUUCCCCGCCUGGUACGUCCCCGCAACAGACUGGCAACACGCCCAAAGUGAAAAAGUUGCUAACGCAGUAGCCUCUAGUAAAUAUUUUAUGGCAGAGAUGUUGUGACGAGACGACAUCUCAAUCUGGGAUCUAUGUGGGGCUAGGCAUGACGAUACCCUUCGUUUAAUUACUUCCAGGUAUCUUCGGUAAAGAAGUGUAAAGAAUCUUUGUAUUCUUAAAUCAUUCAAUGUACCUCUCCAAAGAAUGCUGAACAGUCUACCACAUUUUUAUGCAACUGACUCUUGAAGUUCUGAAAUGAAUAGCAGAUUCCAGUAAAUUGUGUUCCAAGUAGAUAUGGGUAACAAAAACAGUUGCUGUUCUUAUUCAAGUCCAGCUCCAAAACGUAAAGAUGAUUACCAAGAAGAGCCCCACAUGCCACGAGAAGGAGAAGGCAGUGUUGGAAAUAUUCAACAUAUUUCUGAACGAGAACCAGAAGAUUGGGAUGCUGAUCCAUCUUUGCAUCCUACAGCUUCAACCAUUUUUCUAGAGCGAUCUCGAAUACAAGAAAAUGGUCUUACAAGGAAGAAGAGUCAAAACCACAUCUUGGAUGCAGGGAAACCUGGUUUGAAAAAGAGUAGUUCCUGUUCAACCAUUUAUCUUGAUGAUAGUACUGUUUCUCAGCCUAAUUUAAAGAAUACAGUUAAAUGUGUGUCACUAGCUAUUUAUUACCAUAUUAAGCAUCGUGGAUCAAAUCGACAACUUGAUAUUUUUGAUGAGAAGUUGCAUCCUUUAACACAAGCACCUGUUCCUGAUGACUAUGAUCAGCAUAAUCCUGAACAUAGGCUCAUUUACAAAUUUGUUCGCACGUUGUUUAAUGCAUCUCAACUAACUGCUGAAUGUGCCAUCAUCACAUUAGUCUACCUUGAAAGGCUGCUGACUUAUGCUGAAGUUGAUAUUUCACCAGCGAAUUGGAAACGGAUUGUUCUAGGAGCCAUUCUUUUGGCGUCAAAAGUUUGGGAUGACCAAGCAGUAUGGAAUGUUGACUACUGCCUUAUUUUGAGAGACAUUAAUGUGGAAGACAUGAAUGAAUUAGAACGGCAGUUUUUAGAAAUGCUCCAGUUUAAUAUUAAUGUGCCGUCAAGUGUGUAUGCCAAGUAUUAUUUUGACCUCCGCACUUUGGCUGAAGACAACGAUCUUGCAUUCCCCACUGAACCUCUCAGUCGAGAUAGAGCCCAAAGAUUGGAAGCUAUGUCUCGUGUUUGUGAAGAUAAAAUCACUGCCGAAGCAGUGCGCAAUGGUUUAAAGAAGUGGAGAAGCUUUGAGACAUUAAAUGGUCAGCCUUCCAGGCGCAGUGUUGCCAUUUUGUCAUGAUUUUGUGAUGGUGCUGUGUAGGUUGUCCCUUUCUUUAUUUUUAAUCUCUUCCAUCUUUGUUGGAGCUAUUGUUUCAUUUAGCUGCACUGUUUGAAAAUCUAUUUUUUUGUUUGAUAAACAAAAUCAAAAGAAAUUAAUACUGCUAUCAUUCAAUACAGAUGGUCAUGAUCUGUAGAAUUUUAAAUGGUUUCCACCUCACUUUGUAUCUCUAGGAUGUGGCUGUGUUAGAUGAGCAUGUGGGUGAAACAAAUCAAAUAUCUUUUCAUAAACUUUGCAAGACGUGCCGAAAUUAUUAUACUGGUUAAUUCUUGUUUCUUUUCUUUGCACAUUGCAAUAGGUUCUUGCUUUGUUACCAUGCUGUGUCUAUUCCUUUAGAAAUUGGCCAUAGUUUUCCUAAUUUCUGACUGACUAAAUUCACCUUUCCGCAUCUUUCCUGGGACUGAAUUGUGUAUCUUGUAUAGUAUUGGGUACUCAUACCCAAUAUUUGUACUGGUUUGUGUUAGACUGAUCAAAGUGUCAUAUUGAAUUUUUUUUUCCUGUCAUCUUUUUUGGUAUAUGUCUACAUUCUGACUGGUGUUCUCCCUAAAUAUUUAUUACCUUGUAAGACAUGUUUAUUAUGAAUUUUUAUAUCUGUAAGUGAUGUCUGAACCAACAUUGUUUAUGAACAGCCUAGAUGAAGAGUUUUCAAUCAAUCAUGGUAACAAGUAAUCUAACACACAUGUGAUUAAUACAUAAUGCCAAACUUACUAUGAAAUAAUUUCAAAUAACCUUGAGACUAUGUUUGGCUAUGCAUUUAAAGGAAUGUUUCCAAUCCCAUUUAAAAAAGGAACUGAAAGGUAUACUAACAAUUUUACUCAUUCGUGGGUACUGAAAACCUCUGAUUGUAAGAUGCAUGCAGAUUUUUUAAGUUAUUGACAAUUGUUCUCUGCUGCUUCUUUUAAUGGAUGAAAAGAUGCACCUUAUGAUCAGAGUUUUACUGUAUUAUUAUUACUCUUAUUAUAUUUGUAUGUGUACUGUUUCUUAAAUUUGUUUAUUGUUAGUUUCACCUCUUACUAUUAAGUGUUUGUUCCAGUAGAUUGUAGGUCAUUGUUUUCCUGUGAAUGAAUUUUGAUUUACCAAACCCCAUCAGUUGUAUUCUUAGUCUUUUAGCUGACUUAGAAGUGCUUUGUAAGUCUGUAUUUGUGUCUGACAUUAACUUUGUUGUUUUAACUUUGUUCUGAUAUCUAGAAACACUACAACACAGCUCAAUAGUUGUUUUAAUUUUAAAACUUUCAUUGCUUCCUAGAAAGUAUAGCAAAAGCAAAUUUAUUUUUAUAUGGCUGUAGAUUUGUGUAAUUUUGAACUGAUCAGAUUGCAUAUUCAUAUUCCUUAUUACUUCCUUUGAACUAAUCAUUGAAACUGUUUGUCCUCUGCUUCCUGUCUGUACCAAAUUUGUCGUUUCUUAGUCUGUUUGGGGUUGCCUAAAACUCUGUUUUUUUUCCCCUAUGUUUAAAGGUAACAGUGCAGGUUAUUUUAAGUUUUUCUUUCUUCAUUUACAACUGUGUAUACCAUAUAUUUAAAGUAAUGCCUUGUUUCAUGAUUUGUUAAAGAUUGGCCACUGUAGUGAUGAGUACAGAUGUUAUUUUUUUUGUGUGGGUUUUCCUGAAGAAAUAAAGUGACAUCUACUCCUUUGAAUGGUACAUAGUGACCGCAUUUACCCAA
Messenger RNA from Thrips palmi, 3733 nucleotides. It is a transcript of the gene CycY, whose product is annotated as cyclin-Y-like protein 1. Bases 1016 to 2032 code for a protein of 338 amino acids. Gene Ontology annotation, cellular component: plasma membrane. The transcript has 7 exons. The record is from RefSeq and is a predicted model, not a curated record. NCBI's taxonomy places the organism in Eukaryota, Metazoa, Arthropoda, Insecta, Thysanoptera, Thripidae. Gene Ontology annotation, molecular function: protein kinase binding; cyclin-dependent protein serine/threonine kinase activator activity. Gene Ontology annotation, biological process: regulation of canonical Wnt signaling pathway; regulation of cyclin-dependent protein serine/threonine kinase activity.